CCGGCCCCCUUUUGUACUCAUGACCUUUUGCAGCCCUUCCGACGCCUCGGCUAUGGGCGCUCGCCAUUGUCAAUGUCGUUCGCCCAAAGCGACACACAAGCUGACAGUAUCCAAGGUCUUCAGCAUGUAUUCUCGCCGCCGUCUGAGGCAGAUCCAGAAUUGGAAGCUGCACCACCGCAUACAGUGCCAGCUGCAUUCAACGGACCUCCUCAUUUAAAAGAAUCAUCCGGCAAUGCAGGGAGCAGUUCACCUCAGAUGAAUGGAUAUCAAUCAGAAGGACAACAGCCUGAUGUGAUUGUACCGGAACAACCUUUAUCAGACCAUAUUCGACCAGUCUUUCUACUCUCCUCGCCUCCACCACCACCACCACCUCCUCCUCCUCCUCCUCCUCCUGCCCCACCUAGCUAUCAUGCUGAAAACCUGCAUGUCCUCCAGGAAGAGCUUCGAGAUUCCCGCGAGGCCUUGGUUGGAGAAAGGUUUCGUCUGCACACUAAGCGCCGUGGACUUCGGGAUAUCAGGCAACAGGCAGGCGCACAAAUUGGCGCCGCGUUUAGCUUGUUCAAACAAUAUCUUUUGAGUCAAAACACGUCUCUCCCUCCUCACAUCUCGAAAGUAAUACAGGAGGUUGACGAAUUGAGAGACAAGCUUGGGAACGCGGAGACCGAUUACGACGAUGCCGAGGAGAAAUACAAUCGUCAGGAAUGGAGCUAUACACAGCUGGAAGAAGUUCUGAUCGACAAUCUGCCAGAUCAUGCCACUAUAGUCCAUGCACCCCAGUGCAACGAAACUCAAGCGAUAGGAACAGACUUUCUUACACGGUUUGCUGAUUCGACAGCUGAUGUUCUAAACUAUUCAAAUCUCGACGAGUUAGUACAGAUGUCUUUGGACGACAGACAGGUAUCUCUGGAACAAGACUACCGCAAUCUAGUUGAGCCAACGACGCUUGAAGAUCCUAUCGUUUGGAUUGCUCCGCGAGGCACGCGAUCUUUUCAAGUUAGGUCUACAAAGGAAGUGCAGACUCCGCUACCCCGAUCUCUGAGUGAGGCAGACCUAGAUACUACACGUCUACAGUGGUCCAGCAUCCGAUAUCGCAUCAAUGAAUGGCUUCUAGGUAGUUUGAAGAGCUCAACACUACAGCGGCAGCGCCUUCGUGAUGCUCUGUCACGACACAACCUAAGAGAUCGCGAUUGGUUCCAAACAGUUAUCCGGUAUUGGUACUUGGACAGUCCACAUGGUUCCUUUUUUCAUACUGGGGAUACGACCGUCUCUGACUCUGCUGAGGACCAACCAAUGCCGGGCUUUGCCAGUGCUCAGUUGCUUGAUUUUCCUUUCAGAGGGCAAUAUGAGGCUGAGCAGCAGACGGUUCAGCGCAAAAACGCAGAAGAUGAUGCUACGCAAUUCCCAUUACCAGCUUCAACGUCGAGCCUUUUUGACGCAGACCAGACUACUGUCUUCACAGAGACACCCACAGAACGCCAUCCAAAAUGUCAGCAUGCCAACUCUGGUACGGCGAGUCCAGUAGGUGUAUUCCCUGGCUCACACACUAGUCAAGAUGGAAUCUGCGCUAGUGCUUCGGUCUCGGAUCCUGAUAGUGGAUGCAAGACCACCAACACUGAAAUCUCUCAGCACGAUGCCCGGUCGCUGAGAACCGCUCCCAUAUGUCUGGAGAAUGCAGCAGCGGUGACUGAUCCAACCAUGUCUGCUUUUCCAAAAAGUGGAGGCGGGAGGGCACACACAAUGCUUGAGCCCUAUGCACAUGAUCAUGGAACGCAAUCCCCUGUACAAUAGCCUUCUCAGCUUUUCCUAGAGGUGACUGGUCCCAAAUUAUGGACAUUACCUUUGGUUCGAUUGACACCCGUCUCUCAUAGCGUUCAGCGACUUGAUUGUGUUCCCUUUGUCUCUGUAUUUGAUACCCCGUUUUGUGUUCCAGGUCCAUCCAAGUCUUUGACCUCUUUCUAGAUUAUGUAUCUGUCAGAC
Molecule: messenger RNA, 1977 nt
Organism: Macroventuria anomochaeta
Lineage: Eukaryota; Fungi; Ascomycota; Dothideomycetes; Pleosporales; Didymellaceae
Exons: 2
Coding region: 73-1788 (571 amino acids)
Source: RefSeq, a predicted model, not a curated record